Messenger RNA from Patella vulgata (common limpet), 4866 nucleotides. RefSeq names its product sodium/potassium-transporting ATPase subunit beta-1-interacting protein 3. Lineage: Eukaryota; Metazoa; Mollusca; Gastropoda; Patellidae. The coding region runs from base 202 to 1125 and encodes 307 amino acids. The record is from RefSeq and is a predicted model, not a curated record. The transcript has 6 exons. Gene Ontology annotation, biological process: regulation of sodium ion transport.
AAUUUAUGGAUGAAACGACAAACAUACGAACUAUUUCUGACGCGGAGGUUUUUCCGGCGACAUGUUUGUCAUGAAGUACGAGAGAAAAAUAUCGUCAAUUGUCAGACGGAUUUUUUGUAUUUUGAUUUUAGUGAAAUUUGAUGUUUGAAAACAUGGAAAACUAUUUAUUAUCGGAAAAGAUUUUAUAGUGAAUAUCAUAAGAUGGGAAAUUCAUCAGAAAAAUGCCUGAACAGGGCAUUAAAUACCAGUUUAAUUGUCAUAUUUGUUCUUCAAUUGGUUGGUGCCAUAGAGAGACAGGUGUUUGAUUUUUUGGGCUAUAUGUGGGCUCCAAUAAUUGGUAAUUUCUUCACGAUAGCCUGUACUGUCAUUGGUUUAUUCGGAGCGUGUCAAUAUAGACCUAAAUUUAUUAUUGUGUUUACGGUGUGGAGUUUAUUAUGGUUGGGAUGGAACAUGUUCGUAAUUUGUUUAUAUCUAGAAGUUGGUGUCCUCAGUCGGACGAGGAAUCUGUAUAUAUUAAAUAUUGGUACUAAGAACAAGAGUUGGUGGUUAGAGCACGGUGUCGGAUGUCGUAUAACCAAUACAACAUGGUUACAAGAGGCGCCACCACCAGUAGAUGCCAGUCGACCAAUACCACCAGAAGAAUUUGUGGAAGGAUGUAUGGUACAAUAUUACUAUGUUGAGGUGAUACAUGCAGGUGUACAGUGUUUAUUGUCAAUUAUAGGAUUUAUAUUCUCAGUGGUAGCCAUUUAUAAUUUAUCUGAGGAGGACGACACGACGAGUCCAGCCAAUGAUGAACUAGAAUUUGUUAAAAUACGAUAUCGAUCACCAGCCCACCACGCCUACAGAAACAACAUCGCGUUUGAGGAUAUCAAUCAAAAUGAUUUCUCAUCUCUCGAACGACCCCCCAGCUACGAUACAACCAUGAGAGAUACACAGAUAGAAACGGCUGCAGCCAAUCACUACUACGCGUCUGACAGACAGAGUUUACGCAGUAAGGCUAGUACACGAUCUAAACGUUCUACACGUAACACGGGGCAACAGAAAUACGAAGAAAAACGCGAGGAAUUACCCUGGGUUCAGAUAACACCGUCUCAAAACACCGAACAAAUCAGACAUUUCAGAUAAGUCCUUAUAAUAUAACAUAUUCAUACGCUCGUGAUUUGCUUGGGGACUAUUUUGUGUCAAUAUUUGAUACUCCCAAAUACUGCGUGAAGUUUAAAAACGCUUCAAUCAUAUGACAUUUAUUUAUUAUCUCGUUGUUGUGUCCCAACAUUUUAACUUUCGGAGCAAACGUACGUUACCGAUAUCAAUAUUUAACAGAAAAUACGAAUAUUAAAGAUAGAAACUAGACCGUGGUUGUGCCUGAUUGAACGACACAAAGCAGAAUCUCGGUCGAAACUAGGAUAUGGUUGUUAGCUGAUUGAACCUGAAUUUCAGCUGAAGUUUGAGUUUCAACAUAAGAAAUUGUUUUUUAUGUUUGUGAUCUAGGGACAGAUGUUCGAACUAUGCCAGUCGUUUCUUCCCUGACUGCGAUAUAAUUAUUAUCAGUUGUGUUGUGUGAAGAAAAUCAACAUCAGGGGCGUUUACAACCCGUGAAAAUUGGACCAAUUUGGACUUAAUGUUGUCAAGAUCUGUACACCUGUCACUAUUGUACCCGCAGGAGUAGGGUCAUCUGUUCAACCUCACAGCUAAAGACCCCUUCACGCAAGCAAAUUAUUAAAGUAAAAUUAAAACGUAUGUUAGUCCCAAAAAGACCUAGUUUGUGUCAAGUGGACGUUAUAUCGCAUUUCUCUCUCCCUCUCAUGAAACGGGAAAAAAACCGGAAAGUUUAAUCUCGUAAAUAAUGAUUCACAAUGUUUAAAACGUUAUUUCCCAUUUUGUGAAAUGGAAAAUCAUGAGGGCCCUGAUUCAUGAAAUUUUAACUUAAGAUAAAAUCCAAAUUUUAGUAGAUACGUCAAUUUUGAUUGGCUAAGUACUAAAAUCAAUCUAAUAUGUCCAAUCAAAUUACAAAAAUUUGGAUUUUAUCUCAGUUAAGUUUUCGUGAAUAAGGGCCCUGAGGGACUAGUUACAAAUGUCUGGGUACUGAAUGUGUUAAAAUACUAUUGUCUUGUAAUAUCAACUGAAAUAUUUUAACAAUACACGCCCUUACAUUGGAUAAGAGCUGAAAUUUGGAUCAGCAUUUUAAAUCUUAGACAAUGAAUAUUUAAAGUAUGUGACACUAGUUACAGGUGUAUGGGCACGAAACUUAAACUGAAAUAAAUGUAGUUUAAGAAUCUAUGCCUUACAUUGUAUCAGAAUUUGAAUUUGAAUUCUUAGACAAUGAAUAAUUAAAAUAUUUUAGUUGAAGUUUUUGUGAAUACGGUCUGAGAAUAUUUAAUUUCCAAUAAAACCAUUCCUUUAUACUUUAUCACUAAGACUGUCUGAAAUUUGGCCCCCUACAAACUUUAUCACUUAAACUGUCUGAAGCAUGAACCCUUAUCAAACGCUGCUAAACCUGGUCUCAACAAACUGCCUGUGUCACUUGAAUAACUUUGGAGUAUUAAUAAAGGACAGUAUACUGAUUCUGUGACACAGGAUGUUUAAAGUGAUCCUAGGUCAGAUCUAAACAUUAAGGCCAUCUGCAGAUUUUGUCACAGUCACAAAAACAGGGCUGACACUAACCCUAACCAACAAUCACGUGUCUAGCCCUGUUUACAUCUCGUGACCUUGGCGUUAUCUGCAGGUGACCUUAAUAUUUAGAUCUGACCAUGAUCCUACGAGCAGUGGUUUUUGGAAGUUCCGAUGGAACCUGGUGUUGUCAAUAUUUACCGGUACUUUAAUGAGUGAACUUUAAAUGUAAGCAGCAUAUAUUGUGCUGUUAGUUAUCAUGGGGUAUCAGUUUAAUAAUGAUGUAAUUAAUUGGUCAUUAAAUCUCUUAAAAUCAUCUUCAGAGAUACAAUGUAUCAUUAUACACCUGUUUAAUGAUGAAAGAGGUAAAUCUGCCUAUUGCAGAUCUGUUGUUAAAGAUACAUUCCCAGAAAAGUAUUUAUCGGAUGGUUAUUUCCAAUAAAAGUAUGGCAAUUUUGGUAUAUAUGGAAAGUAGAAAUAUCCAAUCUUACUAGAAAAAUACUGGAUUCCCUGAAAAACACUCAUGGAGCGUAUACAGGACAAAAAUGUAAGGGUUCCCAUAAUCCACAGCCUGACGAUUAGGAAUUUCUGCACGCGUGAUGUCAAAGGUUACACUCAAAAAUUGAGCGCUUGAUGUACAAGUUGAUAAACUUUAUGAAGAGUUAGACGUACAACGCUUUCUGAGAUAAAAAUGACGGAAAAGACAUGGGUAGUGGAUAAUCCUAGUCAAAACGUCGAUCAGUAAUAAGCAGUAAUUGUACUCCAUUGAAUUAUCACUUCUAUAAUUAUUGUUUCAAACCAGGAAAUAGAUUUAUAAAGUUUAAUAAGUAUACUAUAUACCAUAGAAUUGUCACUUGUAUAAUUAAAUUAUUGUUUCAAACCAAGAAAUAGAUUUAUAUAUCACUUCUAUAAUUAAAUUAUUGUUUUAAAUGAGGAAAUUGAUUUAUAAAGUUUAAUAAGUAUAUAACAUACCAUAGAAUUAUCACUUCUAUAAUUAUUGUUUCAAAUGAGGAAAUUGGGUUAUCUAGUUUAAUAAAAAUGUUUUUUGGCUUUCACAAUGUUGAUAAAGGAACACAAAAGUUAAUAAUACCUCGACAAUAGUUUUUUGUUUGAUCUAUUGUCAUCUUAUAAAGAAAUAUUUACACCCCAGAUGAAAGAUAUGCAACAUUUUAUUCAUUAUAUCACUGUAUAUUUCAUGAUGUUCAAAUAAUUUGUAUUAAUUUAUUUUAUUAAUGGCUUGAUGGGGAAGGUGACAAAUUUCAUUUUGUUGUUUUUUAAAAUUAAAUGCUGCACCUGAUUAUUUUGUAUAGGUUAUAUUGAUAAUCAACACUUUAUUCACCAUUUAAAUUGGACUGGACUCAACUUUCUUGUCAAAGUAAUUUGAAUUCAAUUUUUAUUACCUAUGUUUGAACCGCACGUUACUGGAUCUUGACCGAUCUGUAGAAUAUCUGUCAGUGUUUAUACCCACAAUUCUAACCCUAACCCUUCAGAAUAGUUUUAGCCACAAUCCACCGUUUGUACGUUUGACAUGUAAUUUAUAAACCUAACCUGGAACCCUAAUACAGGAGAAAGAUAGUCUCCAGAUGAUACAAAGAUCUGGUAUUAUUCGUUGGGAGAUGCUAAUUGUAGGCCGGUUGGGGAGGUUCGGGUGUUUCCGGAAUCCAAAAUGGCCGCUUUAUAUAAAUGAAAAUUUUGGAGAAUACUAACCCCUAAUCCUAACCCUAACCCUUUUUAGAAGACUGAACUUGGAUCUAAUUUAACGUUUACCCCUCUUAAAAGGGUUAGGGUUAGUAUUCCCCAAAAUACUCAUUUAUAAAAAUCGGCCAUUUUGGGCUCUGGAAAUUCCCGAACCUCCCCAACCGCCCUACAAUUAGCAUCUCCCUGAUUUGAACCAGUGAUGGGAUUUCAAAAUUUUAGUUGUCGGACAUUUUCUUCCCUAAAAUAAAGGGACAUAACUCUUAUCGUUAUUUAAGCAGGCGUUUUCAAACUUUGAACAAUUAAAGCAAGGACAUUUAGCUUGUUAUCUAAAUCUUACAUCUUUAACUGGCAUGUUGUUUAAAUGUGUCUUGUAGGAUGAUGUAGAUAUCUUGUUUUACAUGUGUGUGUCGAGAUCAUCAGGUUUUAUUUAAUCUAUUGCUUUGGUUGUUAAUUUCAUGUCACGAUUAUCCAGUAUAUUAUCACUAUGUUUAUGUAAAUAUAUAUUUAUGUCACGAUUGUCCAGUGUAAAUAUUCUGUGUAUAUAAACUAAUUAAUAAGUUG